This is a messenger RNA of Cucumis melo (muskmelon), 2496 nucleotides long. RefSeq names its product AAA-ATPase At3g28580-like. The coding region runs from base 448 to 1998 and encodes 516 amino acids. Gene Ontology annotation, molecular function: ATP binding; ATP hydrolysis activity. Lineage: Eukaryota; Viridiplantae; Streptophyta; Magnoliopsida; Cucurbitales; Cucurbitaceae. The record is from RefSeq and is a predicted model, not a curated record. The transcript is spliced from 2 exons.
AUUUAAAUAAUAAUAAUAAUAAUAAUAAAAUACUACCAAAUGCACCUCAAGCCUAAAUUAUUCGUUCUUGUCAGUAUAGCUUGUGACCUGAGCUCAAUUUAAGGUAUCUAAUGCUUGAGUGCGCUUCUUCUUCCUUUCAAAUGCAUCCAAAUAUGUGGCGACAUGGGUGGCAGUGUUCCACCCCCAGUUGCCUGCUUUACUCAUUACAAAUAAACAACUCAAGAUAUUAUUAACAAAAGGGAGGGGGAAAAAAUCGCAAUACCAAUUGACCGUCAAAAACUUGGAGUCUUCGUGGAUGGGUCCCCAGCUAGGAAUUUCUUACUCGAACAAAAUUUGGAAGGGGAAAGCUAACCCGUGUGGGACACAGCCCACUUGCUUAUAACUCCCAGUAUCAAAUUUGAUCACGCUACAUUCAACUAUUUCUUUCAAUCUCACUCACUCCACUAAAUGUUUCACCUCUUCAGUAGUCUAAAGAACAGCUCAACUCAGGGACAGCUUCACCAGAACAGAACUACAGGGAUGUGGAUGGGGGCAGCUUCAAUGGCAGGUUCAUGGGUAGCAGCUGGUCCAACAAUUGCAAGCUUCAUGUUUGUUUGGGCUAUGAUUCAACAAUAUUGCCCACAAGCAGUUCUUCGUUUCUUCAAGAAAUACUGGCGUAGACUCAUGAACUACUUCCAUCCUUACAUACAGAUCUCAAUCCAUGAAUUUGCUGGUGAACGUCUCAAACGUAGUGAAGCUUUCAUUGCAAUUGAAUCAUAUCUCAGCAAGAAUUCAUCCAACACAGCCAAAAGACUCAAAGCUGAGAUAGGAAAAGACAGCACAAAUUUGGUGUUCAGUAUGGAUGAUCAUGAAAAAGUGACCGAUGAAUUUCAAGGAGUGAAAGUAUGGUGGGUUUUAAACAGAACAGGUUCAUCAACAAAACCCGAUAAUUCGUAUCCUAGUCCUGAUAAGAGAUAUUAUACACUCACUUUCCACAAGAAACACAGAAGUUUAAUUACGGAACCAUAUUUGAAGUACGUGUUGAGUGAAGGGAAAGAAAUUAGAGUAAGAAACAGGCAAAGGAAACUUUUUACCAAUGGUUCUGGUGGAAGAUGGAGUUACAGCCAUACUAUGUGGAGUCACAUAGUGUUUGAGCACCCUGCAACAUUUGACACCCUAGCAAUGGAAGCAGAGAAAAAGCAAGAGAUUAUGGAUGAUUUGCAGACCUUUACAAGCAGUAAGGAUUUUUAUGCUCGAAUUGGGAAGGCUUGGAAACGUGGGUAUCUUCUAUAUGGUCCACCAGGAACAGGGAAAUCAACUAUGAUUGCUGCAAUGGCAAAUCUACUGAAUUACGAUAUUUAUGACUUGGAACUCACUGCCGUGAAAAACAACACAGAGCUUAGGAAACUUUUGAUUGAGACUACUAGCAAAUCGAUAAUCGUGAUUGAGGAUAUUGAUUGCUCGCUUGAUUUAACGGGGCAGAGGAAGAAGAAAGAAGAGAAGUUGAAGGAUGAUGAGAAAGAAAAACCCUCCAAAGAAUCUUCCAAUAAAGAAGAUGAGAGCAGUAGUAAAGUUACUUUGUCCGGAUUGUUGAAUUUCAUUGAUGGAAUAUGGUCAGCUUGUGGUGGGGAAAGGCUUAUUGUUUUCACUACUAAUUAUGUAGAGAAACUUGAUCCAGCACUUAUCAGAACUGGUCGAAUGGAUAAACAUAUUGAGCUUUCUUAUUGUAGUUUUGAGUCAUUUCUAGUGCUGGCGAAGAAUUACUUGAAUCUCGAAACUCAUCCGCUAUUUGAUCAAAUCAAAGAACUGAUUGAAGAUGUCAAUAUCACACCUGCCGAUGUUGCAGAGAACCUCAUGCCCAAGUCUCCAAAAGAUGACCUUGAGAAACGUAUUCACAAAUUGAUUCAAACUUUGCAAGAGGCAAAGGAAGCAGCAAUAGUUGAGGAAUCUCAAGAAGCAAAUACAGCGGAAUCAACCACAACCUAUCUUCAGUCACAAACUGAAGCUCGAACGAGGUGAAGAAGCCAAUCAACGAACAUUUGAAGAAACAAGAAGAAGAGGUGAAAAACAGAGUAACUACUGAAUUUCAUUGUCGGAAUUUGACCGGCGUGUGGCGGAGAGAGGCGGAUCGUUUUCACAAUAAAACACGUGGAGAAGCUUGAUCCGGGGUGGAUUCGAGGGAGUAGAAUGGACAAACACAUUGAGCUUUCAUAGUGCAGCUAUGAACCUUUCAAAGUGUUGGCUAAGAACUACUUGAAUGUUGAAACACGAGCUUUUUUAGGAGAUUAAAGAGCUUAUCAAAGAUGCAGAAAUUACGACGGCGUAUGUUGCAGAGAAUCUCAUGCUGAAAUCACAGCAAGAAGAGGCAAGCACUUCUGUGCUUGAGACUGAAUGUUUUAAUACUUAGUUUGAAGGUUUGUUUACUAACUAUGGAUGUUGUAAUAUUUAAGUUGAAAGACCACUAUAAAUAUUGGAAUUUUAAUUAUGGGUAUAAAACAUUUUAAUUAUAUUUUUGCA